AUGCAGAGGACCGUCGGGUCGACGAGAUGCCGGGUCGCGUGUCGGCUUCGGAACUCGCGAGACGUGAAGGCUGGUCCGGUCUCUCUGGCAGCGGGCAGCAACGAGGAGUGGUGGGGUGGUCGACAAGAUGGAAGAGGACGCAGCAGCUCAGGCCCGAAACACUCUCCUACCCUUCUAGGUUCUUCCCGUCUUGGUUUGCCGUGCAAGGCGAAGGAUGCACGCAAAGCUGGACCGGCUGGGAAGGGGAAGGGAACGAAGGUGGGUGAGGGAGCAACGGCUUUUGAAGGGCCGUGCAACGGGACGGGCGCUGGGAAGGAUGGAGAUGGACGUUGCUGGGGGUGA
Molecule: messenger RNA, 342 nt
Organism: Purpureocillium lilacinum
Lineage: Eukaryota; Fungi; Ascomycota; Sordariomycetes; Hypocreales; Ophiocordycipitaceae
Source: RefSeq, a predicted model, not a curated record